AUGAUCAAUGAAAAGAGAAAAAUUGUCUUAAUACUGGAUAAUGCGAGCUGUCACAGAAAUACAGAAUAUUCCAAUGUUUAUUUACUUUUUCUUCCCAAAAAUACGACCGCUUUAAUUCAACCCCUAGAUAUGGGAAUAAUAAAAUCCUUCAAGUCCCUCUAUUUCAAUAAACUGAUUGAUUUUACUCUUAUAUUUGAAAAAGAACAGCUUUCUGAUUUGAAUUUGAAUAAUGUCAAUCUUAGACAAGUCAUUACAGUUGUCGGGGAGGCAUGGAAAAUGAUGUCAGAGACAACGAUAAUUAAUUGCUGGCAGAAAAUAAAUGAAAACAGAUCAAAAAUUUCGGAUAAUGUACAGUUGGACGAAGAAUUAAUAGAUGACGUGAUUUCAGAUGUUAUUUCAAUGGAUUCGACAGAUAUUAUUGAGGACAAAAUUACUUAUGAUGGAUAUGAAUCUAAAAAAUCAUCAAUUAAAGAAAUCAUAAACAUCGUGAAUUCUCUAGAAGAUAAUAUUUUCAGUACAUGUCCACAAUUUUUGAAAAUCUACUACGAAUUUAGAAAAAACCUAUCAGGAGAACUGAAAAAAAACCAAUUCGGUGAGAAAAUUACUGAUUACUUUUAA
Octopus sinensis (East Asian common octopus) is the source of this 618-nucleotide messenger RNA. RefSeq names its product tigger transposable element-derived protein 6-like. Bases 1 to 618 code for a protein of 205 amino acids. The record is from RefSeq and is a predicted model, not a curated record. Gene Ontology annotation, molecular function: nucleic acid binding. The transcript has a single exon. Lineage: Eukaryota; Metazoa; Mollusca; Cephalopoda; Octopoda; Octopodidae.